Molecule: messenger RNA, 7128 nt
Organism: Gadus morhua (Atlantic cod)
Lineage: Eukaryota; Metazoa; Chordata; Actinopteri; Gadiformes; Gadidae
Gene: ptpn23a
Product: protein tyrosine phosphatase, non-receptor type 23, a
Exons: 24
Coding region: 717-6440 (1907 amino acids)
Biological process (GO): endocytic recycling; protein dephosphorylation; early endosome to late endosome transport
Cellular component (GO): endosome
Molecular function (GO): protein binding; protein tyrosine phosphatase activity
Source: RefSeq, a predicted model, not a curated record
CUACGGCUAGUGCGCAGACUCGUUGGGCGGGAUGGAAAAUAUGUGGCUUGGAAUAGUUUAGUAAUAUAAAUAUAUAAACCAUAAAUAAUACUGCGCCCAAUAUUCAUGUGAGCAAGUGAAAUGCAUUAAUAGUAAAAUAAAAACCAAUGGCUACAAAAAAUAUAUAGCCUAAUACGGUCAAUAAUCAUCCCAUUAAGUUACGCCUAAAGUGCACUGAUAAGAAGACCAUUUGGAGAGUUCUCGAAAGUGUAUUAAGAAAUGUUCCCAACAGCAUUUAGGAUUCAACACCUAUACGUAGCGCUUAAUUUGCAUCUGGUAACUAACAAGACAGACGACUAGACAUCCAAAUAGACGUGUAAAUUUUAAUAUAUAGCUGUAGCAUUGGUAUCACACAUAUCUUUCAUAUUUUAAUAGAGAAGUUACUAGUGAACGUAAAUAAACACUAAUUAUAAUUGCAUACCAGUCGCCUUGGCUACACCAUAACGUAUUGACCUUAGGCUCAAAAGACCCACGGAACUACAUUUCCCACAAUCCAAAGGGUCGACAAAGGUUUCGUUUCGUCACGUCCCAGUUCGCUUCCUGUCGAAGUGUUCAGGGAUACAUGACACAGUUGUUUGGGAAUUAUACACGAAAAACCGUUAACACAUAUAAAACAUACACACGGGAUUGUCCGACCUCAACCACCUAUAUUGCGGUGGGAUUCAAAAUAGGCCGCGAUGGAAGCGGUCCCACGCAUGCCGAUGAUCUGGCUGGAUCUGAAGGAGGCUGGGGAGUUCCCGUUCAGCCCCGCGGUCAGGCAGUUCAUCCUGAAGAACUAUGGGGAGAACCCAGACAACUACAACGAGCAGCUGAAGAAACUGGAGACCCUGCGGCAGAGUGCUGUGAACGUAACCAGGGACUUUGAGGGCUGCAGUACCCUGAGGAAAUACUUUGGACAGCUGCAUUACCUCCAGAGCAGGGUCCCCCUGGCGCCCGGACAGGAAGCUGCCGUGCCCAUAUCAUGGACAGAGAUAUUUUCUGGGAAGACGAUCACCCACGAGGACAUCAGCUAUGAGCAGGCCUGCAUCCUUUACAACCUGGGGGCCCUGCACUCCAUGUUGGGAGCCAUGGACAACAGAGUGUCCGAGGAGGGGAUGAAGGUGUCGUGCACUCACUUCCAGUGCUCAGCGGGGGCCUUCUCCUACCUGAGGGACCAUUUCAACCACAACUUCAGCGUGGACAUGAGUCACCAGAUCCUCAACCUCAACAUCAACCUGAUGCUGGGCCAGGCCCAGGAAUGUCUCCUGGAGAAGUCCAUGUUGGACAACAGGAAGAGCUUCCUGGUGGCGCGCAUCAGUGCUCAGGUGGUGGACUACUAUAAGGAGGCCUGCCGGGCCCUGGAGAACUCUGAGACGGCCUCCAUGCUGGGGAAGAUCCAGAAGGACUGGAAGAAACUGGUCCAGAUGAAGAUCUACUACUUUGCUUCCAUCGCCCACUUCCACAUGGGAAAACAAGCGGAGGAACAGCAGAAGUAUGGAGAGAGGCUGGCCUACCUGCAGAGUUCAUUGGACAAACUGAACGAAGCCACCAAGCUGGCCAAGGGUCAACCGGAUAGUGUCCAAGACGCCUUGAGAUUCACCAUGGAUGUUAUCGGUGGGAAAUUCAACUCUGCUAAGAAAGACAACGACUUCAUCUACCACGAAACGGUUCCAAAUUUGGAAACCCUGGCCUCCGUCAAAGGCGCCCCGCUGGUGAAAGCCCUGCCGGUCAACCCCACCGAUCCCAGCGUGACCGGACCCGACCUGUUCGCCAAGCUGGUGCCCAUGGCCGCCCACGAGGCCUCCUCUCUCUACAGUGAGGAGAAAGCCAAGCUUCUGCGAGACAUCAUGACCAAGAUAGAGAGCAAAAACGACACUCUGGAGCAGUUCAUGGACUCCCUGGGCUUGGAGCUGGAAUCUGUAGACAACCUGGAGCUGUACAGCCACCUCCCCCCCGUCCUCAUGGAGAAGUGUGCUGCGCUCAGCGUGCGGCCGGACACCGUCAAGAGCCUGGUGCAGUCCAUGCAGGUGUUGUCGGGGGUGUUCACCGACGUUGAGGCCUCGCUCCGGGAGAUCCGGGAUGUCCUGGAGGAGGACCAGGCCGGGCUGCGGGCCCUGCAGGAGGCCCCCGAGGUCCACCCCGCCGCCCAGGCCCAGGCGCUGACCGAGAUCCGCCGGGACCUGGAGAAAUACGCCGAGGCCCACGAGAAGGCGAGCUUCACCAACACGGAGCUCCACCGAGCCAUGAACCUCCACAUCAGCAACCUGCGGCUGCUGGGGGGACCCCUGGACAGCCUGAGGGACGCCCUGCCACGGCCCCAGCUCAACGAGGAGGAGGUGGCGGGGCUCCAGUGUAUGAAGCGUAUUCUGGGGAAGGUCCAGGAGAUGAGGGACCAGAGGAGCUCCCUGGAGAAACAGCUGCGUGACCUCAUCCAGCAAGAUGACAUCACAUCCUCCCUGGUCACCACGGACAGGGCCGACAUGAAGCGGUUGUUCGAGGAGCAGCUGAAGAAGUACGAGCAGGUGAAGGUGUACAUCGAGCAGAACCUGGCGGCCCAGGACAACAUCCUGAAGGCGCUGACGGAGGCCAACGUCCAGUACGCCACGGUCCGCAAGGGGCUGGCCCACACGGAGCAGCAGUGGAACGCCACGGUGCAGACGCUGGUGGCGUCCUACGAGGCCUACGAGGACCUGAUGAAGAAGUCCCAGGAGGGCAAGGAGUUCUACGACGACCUGGAGGCCAAGGCCUCGCGGCUGCUGGAGCGGGCCAGGACCCUGUGCCAGGGCCGGGCGGAGCAGAGGAAGGGCGCGCUGGACCGGGAGGCCCUGAAGAAGCCCCCAGCCCGGCCCACCGCAGCCAAGCCCACCCUGAUGGCCAAGAACUCUGACAGCGACUCGGCCUGCUCCAGCCUGGACGACCCCGAGCUGGCCCAGCUCAGCGCCGCCAUCCUGGCCCUGGGGGGCGACCUGCCCGAGGAGCUGCGCAGCAUGCCCCCCGACCUCGCGUCCCACCCCGCCGAGGCCUACCUGCCCCCCGGCAGCGCCUCCCUGCCCUGGCCCGGCGCCGUGGCGCCCCACGGGGCCACCCACCGCUUCCCCGCCAACCUGCCCCCGCCGGAGCUCCUGGCCCGCAUGGCCCAGUACCCCGGCCCGGGCGGGCCCCGCCCCCAGACGCACGCCCAGGGCCCGCCGCAGAUGCCCCCCCACGCGGCGGUGUCCGGGUACGGCCCUCCCCAGGCCCCCCACCCUGGCCCGGUCGCGUCCCCCCCGGUCCGUCCGUCCACCACCACCGUGGACAGCAUCCAGACGCCCAUCCCCAGCUACGCCCCCACCCAGCGCUACCCCCGGGGCCCGGCCGCCCCCGGGGGCUACCCGGCCCCGCCCCAGAUGGGGCCGUACCCGCAGUUCGUGCCCCAGCCGGGCAUGCCCAUGCCAGGACCCCCGCCCCAGCAGUUCCCCCAGCCUCCCAGGCAGCAGAUGCCCCAGGGGUACCCUGCCGGCCCCGCAGCCAUGCCGGGACCCCCGCAGGCCUACCCCCACGGGUACAUGGCUCCGCAGCAGAGGCCGGGCCUGCCUCCCCAGUACCCACAGGUGUUCCCCGGGCAGCCCCACCCACAUAAAGGCUACAUGACGCAGCCCCAGCACCCGCCACAGCACCCUGGUCAGCACCCACAUCAGCCCCCGCACCCACAACAGCCCCAGCACCCACAACAGCCCCAGCACCCACAACAGCCCCAGCACCCACAACAGCCCCAGCACCCACAACAGCCCCAGCACCCACAACAGCAUCAGCCCCAGCACGGUGCCCCAAUGCCCCAGGGCUAUCAGCCCCCACAGGGGUAUCUGCCCCAGCAGCAUCCCCAGAUGAUGCCGGGCCCCAUGCCUCCUCACACCAUGCACCCCCACAUGCUGCCCGGGCCCCAGCUGCCGCCCGCCGGGCCCCAGCCUUACAUCCUGCCCGGCAACCAGCACAUUCCCCCCGGGCUGCCCCCGCAUCACAUGAUGGCCCAGCAGCCCAAGCAGGUCCCAGGGCACCCCGGUGCGCCGCAGCAGCAGAUGGGCCCCCACCACCCUCACCCCCACCAGCAGAUGCACAUGCCCCCCGGUCCCCGGCCCCAGAUGCCCGGCGGCCCCGUGCCGCCCACUUCCCUGCCCAUGCAGCCGCCCCAGCAGCAGCAGCAGCCCCUGCCCGGGCAGCUGCCGAUGGCCCACCUGCCCCAGCAGCCCAUGGGGAUGGCCGGCCUGCCCCAGGGCCAGCCGCCCCACAUGGGCCCCGUGUGCUACCCGGGGGGGCCGCCGAUGAUGCCGCAGCAGCCCCUGGCGCCGCAGCCUCUGCACCCAGCGCACCUCCAGGCCCACCCCGCUCCCGCCGUCUACACCCCGGGCCCCGGGGCCAACGCCCCCCCGGGGGCCCCCCAGCCGGGCGGCAUGAUGGCCCCGCACGGCGCCCAGCAGAUCCCCCCCGCCCAGCAGCACAUGAUCCAGCCCUCGCCGGGGGGUCUGCCCGUCGCCCUCACGCCAAACAGCAUCCCGCCCGCCCCCUCGCCUUCCCCCUCGCCGUCUCCCUCCCCGGCCCCCUCCUCUCUGGGACUGACCCCCCAGCAGAGGCCCUCCCCGGCCCCCACGCCCGGAGGAGCGCCGGCCCCGCCCUCGCCGUCGCCCGCCGUCCCCUCCCCCGCCGGCUCCGCCUCGCUCUUCCAGCGGCAGAACUCCAACACGGACGACCUGCUCUCCUCCAGCCCCGAGAGCCUCCCGGGGGGGCCCAAGGCCCCCGCCAACGUCCUGCAGCCCACCAAGGCGGACCCCCAGGACGGGGAGCGCCGCAAGAAGGGCGCCGGGGGCGUGUCCCUGAUCCAGGGGGACCCCUACCAGGCGCCCGAGCGCAUCGCCCGGCUCCACGGGCAGCUGGAGCGCUACCGGGCGCAGGUGGACGCCCUGGAGCUGCCGUCGGAGGGCGAGGGCGGGGCCUCGGUGCUGGACGCCCGCUGGAGGGAGCUGCAGGAGCAGCAGGAGAAGGACGCGCGCCAGCGGUCCAUCGCCAUCGCCCGCUGCUACAGCAUGAAGAACCGCCACCAGGACGUCAUGCCCUACGACGUCAACCGCGUGGUGCUGCUCUCGGGCAAGGACGACUACAUCAACGCCAGCUACGUGGAGGAGCUGUCGGCCUUCUGCCCGCGGCUCAUCGCCACGCAGGCGCCGCUCGCCGGCACGGCGGCCGACUUCUGGCUCAUGGUGUACGAGCAGAAGGUGGCGCUGGUGGUCAUGCUGGUGUCGGACCAGGAGCUGGAGAAGGGGAAAGUCCUGCGCUACUUCCCUACAGAGCGUGGCCAGCAGGUCUCCCAGGGACCAAUCACGCUCACCCUGACCACGCAGAAGACCACGCCCACCCACGUGGAGCGCAUGAUCAGCCUGCAGUACCGCGACCAGAGCCUGAAGCGCACCGUGGUCCACCUGCAGUACAACUCCUGGCCCGAGCUGGGUCCGCCAGACAGUAAGGGCAGCCUGCUGGGUUUCAUCCAGGAGGUCCAGGGUCACUUCCAGCACCAGAGACCCCUUCACACACCCAUCAUAGUGCACUGCAGUUCGGGUGUGGGGCGCACCGGCGCCUUCUGCCUGCUGUACGCGGCACUGCAGGAGCUGGAGGCCGGGAACUGCAUCCCCGACCUGCCGCUGCUGGUGAAGAAGAUGAGGCAGCAGAGGAAGAACAUGCUGCAGGAGAAGCUGCACCUGAAGUUCUGCUACGAAGCCGUCCUGAAGCAUGCAGAGGUCCUACUGCAGCGCCAUGGCAUCACCAGCGCCACCUACAGCAAGAACACCAGCACUGCAGCCUCCAAGCCUUACUCCAGACAGGAGUCCCAGCAGGACCUGGUCCUGGGGGGGGACAUGCCCAUCAGCUCCAUCCAGGCCACCAUCGCCAAGCUCAGCAUCCGCGCGCCCAGCCUCUCGGACCAGCCCGCCGACGCCCCCUGGAGCCUGGAGGACCAGCCCCUGCCGGCGGGCCCCCAGCCCCUCCAGGAUGCCUGGCCCUCCCCCGAGGGCCCCCAGCAGCCCCCGGCCUCCCUCAGCCCCCCGCCCGCCGCCUCCCCCGCCAAGACCCCCUCCCCGCCUCCCAACGGCGUGGACGCCUCCGCGGCCCUCGCCCCCUCUCCUGCCGUAGCGGUGGCGGAGGUGCCCGACGGCCCCCCUGCCCCCGGCGCCUCCCCCCCCUCCCCCCCGGCCUCGGCCCCGUCCUCCCUGGAGCUGCUGGCCUCCCUGGCGCCGGAGGCCUUCUCCAUGGAGGGCGGGGGCAUGGGCAAGCAGAGGGUCACCAGGCAGAGCUUCCUGCAGCCCACCGAGGGCCAGGGCCUGCAGGGGGCCCGGGAGCGCGGGGCCGACGACCCCCUGAGCAGCCUGGACCCCCUGUGGAGCCUCAACAAGAGCUGAGGGCCCGCCGGCACCGGCGACCAGCCUCCACACGUACGCCCCCACGCUUUCUCACCUGGCGUAAAAUAAAUCAAAAGCGGUCUGUUCUAGGCCUCGACACUCACCUGUAGCACUUUGUAGACGGCGGAAGAUCAUUCUUGUGCGGGGGAGGGCGGGGAGUUGGGGUCAGCCAGCUCUUUAGCAACAGAAUCACUGCUCUCUCCCUCUCUCUCUCUGUCUGUUUCCUGUGUCACUGUCCACCGCUCGUGCUCCCUCUCCGGCGGACGGACGGAUACCAGUUCUGCACUCCCUGCCUUAGAUCGCUUAGAGCAUUAAAAAGCACCACAUUCCCCAGCAUGCACCUCUUUACACUUUAGUGCUUCAGCCCAUUGACCUGACGUCCCAGCUCCCCCGCCCCCCCGCCUCUGAAGUGGCAGUUGCCGUGGUUACCGCGGAGGAGGAUGCAGGGGGGGGAUGUCUGGGACCGUGAAUGAUUUUAAUGACGAACUAUUGUUUGCACUGUUUAGAUGCUCCGUCAUUAUGUUGUAUGACUUUUGUUAUGGGGAUAUCUGCAGUAAGGUUGUAUGACUUGAUUGUUGCUAUAACCACACGAAAUCGACACAUUUAAACUAAUUGAUUUAUUUCCCUUGCGUUUCUCUCUUCUGUAACACUGUAAAUAUAUUAAAUAAAACUAGACUAUGGCAACUUA